This is a messenger RNA of Branchiostoma belcheri (Belcher's lancelet), 3231 nucleotides long. Its product is annotated as tetratricopeptide repeat protein 24-like. Lineage: Eukaryota; Metazoa; Chordata; Leptocardii; Amphioxiformes; Branchiostomatidae. The coding region runs from base 200 to 2719 and encodes 839 amino acids. The record is from RefSeq and is a predicted model, not a curated record. The transcript has 11 exons. Gene Ontology annotation, molecular function: protein binding.
AUUUUUCCCUCUUGCGUUGCCAACCUACUACGUCACGCAGAGACAAAACAACCUGUAACAUGUUGGUGACCCACUGGUGGUAGUGCAACAGUUUUACACCUUUUCACCUCAUUAAUCGAUCUUCAGUAGCAUCCUUUUGAGACCAGAUGAUCGUCUGAACUACCACAUUUUAGGUGCAGAGUGAAGCCUGAGUAAUACCAUGAAGAUGCCACUCCCACAGGACAUUAGCUCCCUGAGUAGUGAGAUAGACAAAUGCACUCAGCAGGGGAAUGAAGAGCUGAACAGGGGUGAACAGGACAAGGCCUUGCAGGCGUUCGCUGCCGCCUACGAAAAAUCGGUUCUCCUGGAAGAGAAGUACACAGAGCGGGCAUGUGCUUUCAACCUGGGUGCAGUGUACAUCGCCAUGGGCCAGCCUCAGAGGGGGCUCGAACUCCUACAACGCGCCCUGCCGCAAGACGACAACGAAAAGGAACAACAGUCAAACUCUGACCUGUACUACAACCUGGGCCUCGGGUACGACCAGAUGCGGAGGUACGACGAAGCGAUCCGGUACUACGAGCAGGCGAUAGAGGCGUACGGUAAAGACGGCGGGAACCCUCUCAUGGAGGGGGAGGCCCUGACCAAACUCGCCUUCACGUACACGAACUUGAACAAGCCGUCGCAGGCCGCGAAGUGCCACGGGCAGGCCGCGGCGCUGUACGAGAGAGCGGAGGACGUGGAGAGGCAGGCCCUGGCGCUGAACUUCCAGGCCACGUGCCUGCUGGAGUCCAGGAGGGUGCCGGAGUGCGAAGAGGCACUGGAUAGAUGUCGGGAAGUCUGUGGGAACAUGGAGGAGGGGGAAGUGUUGGGUAAACUGUAUAAUGACCUGGGGAUGACCUACACGUCAGCCAAGGCCUUCGGCAAGGCUGUGGAGUGUUUUGAGCUGGCCCUGCCCCUGACCAGAGGACCUAAUGGAGACAGGAAGCGCGAGGCCGUGCUCCUACAGAACCUGGGGGCCGUGUACAACUCCUGUGGGGAGUACCAGAGGGCCAUACACUUCCACGAGUCAGCAGCUAAACUACACAAUGACCUAGGGAACAGACAGGCCCAGGGCCACUGUUUCUGUAACCUGGCCUACGCCUUCAGCCAGGUUAACGACAACGAUGCCGCAGGGGAGGCCUUUCUACAUGCACUACAGGCGGCCAAGGACACAGGGGACAAGCAUGGUCAGUGGCAGGCCCACGAGGGGCUGGGAGCAGUCCACUUCAGGCUGGGCAACCCUGAGAAAGCAAUAAUCAGCUACAAACAGGCUCUAGCUCUCCUGACGCGACUGAAGGACCCAAACAGCCAGGCGCAGGAGAGGAUCGUGGGUAAACUAACAGACGCCCUGAAGUAUCAGCUCAAGGUUGGCGACAGCCCAAGGCAUCCUGGGAAGGAGAGGAAAAUCACUUCCAGCUUGGAAAAGAGGCCAGUGUCAUCCCAGAGUAAGAACGGUUCCGUAGCCCAUCACGUGGACGAGUCCAUCACAUCAGAGUCCCCCAGGUCUGACACUGGCAGGGACAAGAAAUAUGCCAAGACAGACUCUGGGAAAAGGAAACCUAAGAGAUACGUAAAGAGGGAACGCAGUUUCUCCAACUCCACCGAGGGCUCCCAUGUCCACCUGCAGACGGUCCCUCUCGGCAUCGGCAAAUACGACUCCGACGAAGACCUCUCCUUCUACGACAAGAACAAGAAGAAGUCGAGAAACAAUGGCCACCACCCGUCGUCUGCCUCCACGGUGGCCACCGUCGAGCACGAGCCUGCCAAGGCCAGCCCCCACAGACCCAGCACCGCCUACGACGAACCAGACUUGUCCUACGAGGGAGGCAAGCAUCCUAUAGGCAAGAACUCCAGCUACAGGGAGGAGGGCGACUAUGAUGACGUCAUUCCCACCAGGAGAGGGAAGACUGGGGAAGGUGUCAAGGGAAGUGCACAAGACAGGCGUCACCCGGACGUGCCGUCACUCGAAGUCAACGGUCAGAACUCGCAGCAGUCUUCCUCCGAGACUUCCGCCCUGUCUUCCUCGAGCAGCGGGUCGUCUGAAAGUGAGAGUGAUAGUGAAACUGAGGGGAAGGAGGCGGUGAAGGAGGAGUAUAGGAAGGCGCUCAACGGCACGCAGACAACAACCCCGAACACAACAGCCAAGCCCAGCAUGCCCCCCACCCUGCCCCCACCGCUUGUAGACAGCCCCAUGUCCACCUUAGACACCUCCCUCAAUAACACUUACAUGACCCCCGCUGACGUCGGCAGGGCGACGCCCGGAGACGACCUCCCCGUGUACGCCAUGUCGUCCAAACACAAGGACGCCCAGCGUCCCGCCGAGCCUGCGAAGAAGGGACCAAAAGCAGAGGAAGAGACUUCUGGCACAGACACCUCUGCUGACAGCAGCAGUUCUGAAGGCAGUGAGUCGGAAACGGAAAGCGACCCCGACGAACACCUGUAUGAGACCGUGCGCACACAGGGAGGGAACACCAUGCAGUUCCAGGGCAAGCCUCAGGCACACAGCACCCCCGCUAAGGAGACACAACCACCUCCACAACCUUCUCCACCCGCCAGGACUGUGUCCAGGGCUGACAGGGAGGAGGCCCUGUUCCAACUGGCCAAGCAGCAGAGUAGAGAGGCUCAGGAGCAACACGAGAGAGACAUGGCCACGUCGCGCAGUCAGGAACGAAACGAGUCCAGGACGUGUGUCGUCAUGUAGGCAGAUUUACUGUUAGUCUACUGCAUUACUUGUCGUCCUCAAUUCACCAUUGAUUAAUUAAUAAGCAUUCACAUUCCUCAAUGAAAACACAAGACAUCCACAAAUAUGAGUCCAAGAUAUGUGUCGUCAUGUAGGCAGAUUUACUGUUAAGUUGCCUUUAGUCUACCUUUUGAAAGGUAAAAGCACUACUAGUACUUGACCUCAGUUUACCAUUUGUUGAGCAUUGCCAUUCCUAUACACAGGUGACAUCCACACAUGUCAUGUAGUCAGGAUCAUUGAGCGUUGCCGUUAAUCUACCUUCAAACGUUGCUGGUCGUCCUAAAUUUACCGUUCAACAUUGCCGUUCCUAAAAAGAUAAAAGUGACAUCCAGAAACGAGUAUACAUGUGUUGCCAUGUAGAAUUAGGAUGGAAACUAAUGACAAGAAAUCAGGAUUCUAUAUUAGACAGAAGUCAAAACAGUAGAAUUGAAUGCAGUUUUACUAAGCUUUUAACUGGAGAGAGAGAGAGAUAG